Molecule: messenger RNA, 2061 nt
Organism: Suncus etruscus (white-toothed pygmy shrew)
Lineage: Eukaryota; Metazoa; Chordata; Mammalia; Eulipotyphla; Soricidae
Gene: TBL1X
Product: transducin beta like 1 X-linked
Exons: 15
Coding region: 189-1754 (521 amino acids)
Biological process (GO): regulation of transcription by RNA polymerase II
Cellular component (GO): histone deacetylase complex
Molecular function (GO): protein binding; transcription corepressor activity
Source: RefSeq, a predicted model, not a curated record
AAGGUGGGUUGAUGAGUGGCUCUGUGUCCUUAUAUCUCCCCCAUUCUUUCUAGCAGGUCCUUGCGGGACGACCCUGGUGCAUGUGACCCAAUGUUGGGCGGCCCCCGGAGCAGCCUGGACACAUGAAGUGACUCUGAAGAGUGUGGCUCCCGUUCCUCCAGACCUCACCGCUGCCCCGUCAGGCUAAGAUGAGCAUAACCAGUGAUGAAGUCAACUUCCUGGUGUAUCGGUACCUGCAAGAGUCCGGGUUUUCUCACUCGGCCUUCACAUUCGGCAUUGAGAGCCACAUCAGCCAGAGCAACAUCAACGGGACGCUGGUGCCACCUGCAGCACUCAUCUCCAUCCUGCAGAAGGGGCUCCAGUAUGUGGAGGCCGAAAUCAGCAUCAAUGAGGAUGGCACAGUGUUCGACGGCCGCCCCAUUGAGUCCCUGUCUCUUAUCGACGCGGUGAUGCCCGACGUGGUGCAGACGCGGCAGCAGGCCUUCCGGGAGAAGCUGGCACAGCAGCAGGCUAGUGCGGCAGCGGCGGCGAGUACCACAGCUGCCACGACCACACCAGCGGGCACCACACCAGCAGUCGGUUCGCAGCCAAAUGCACCAAAGAACGGCGAGGCCACUGUGAACGGAGAGGAGAAUGGCGCACACGCCACAAACAACCAUUCCAAGCCCAUGGAGAUUGAUGGGGACGUGGAGAUCCCUUCCAGCAAGGCCACUGUUCUCCGUGGCCAUGAGUCCGAGGUGUUCAUCUGUGCCUGGAACCCAGUCAGCGACCUCCUGGCCUCUGGGUCGGGGGACUCCACUGCGCGGAUCUGGAAUCUGAAUGAGAACAGCAGUGGCGGCUCCACGCAGCUGGUGCUCAGGCAUUGCAUCCGCGAGGGUGGCCAUGAUGUCCCAAGUAACAAGGACGUCACCUCUCUUGACUGGAACAGUGAUGGGACCCUGCUGGCCACAGGCUCGUACGACGGCUUCGCCCGGAUCUGGACAGGAGACGGUAACCUCGCCAGCACCUUAGGCCAACACAAAGGUCCCAUCUUUGCCUUGAAGUGGAACAAAAAGGGGAAUUAUAUUCUGAGCGCGGGUGUAGACAAAACAACGAUCAUUUGGGAUGCGCAUACCGGCGAGGCCAAGCAGCAGUUCCCCUUCCACUCGGCCCCUGCCCUGGACGUGGACUGGCAGAACAACACCACCUUUGCCUCCUGCAGCACUGACAUGUGCAUCCACGUGUGCCGGCUGGGCUGUGACAGGCCAGUCAAGACCUUCCAGGGACACACGAACGAGGUCAACGCCAUCAAAUGGGACCCUUCGGGGAUGUUGCUAGCGUCCUGCUCUGAUGACAUGACGUUGAAGAUUUGGAGCAUGAAGCAGGACACGUGUGUCCACGACCUGCAAGCACAUAGCAAAGAGAUCUACACAAUCAAGUGGAGCCACGCGGGACCAGCCACUGACAGCAUGUUGGCCAGUGCGUCGUUCGACUCAACGGUGCGCCUCUGGGACGUGGAGCGGGGCGUGUGCGUGCACACCCUCACCAAGCACCAGGAGCCCGUCUAUAGUGUGGCCUUCAGUCCCGAUGGCAAGUACCUGGCCAGCGGCUCCUUUGACAAGUGUGUGCACAUCUGGAGCACUCAGAGUGGGAGCCUAGUGCACAGCUACCGGGGUACAGGUGGCAUCUUCGAAGUGUGCUGGAAUGCCCGAGGGGACAAAGUGGGGGCCAGCGCGUCCGAUGGCUCUGUGUGCGUCCUGGACCUACGGAAGUAAAGGCAGAGCAGAGCCGCCAAGACACUGAGCGCCUCAAUGGGAGUGGCCCAGCAGUGAAGGGACACAGUGGGUGACACUGACCUGCCCCACCCAAACUGGACGCACUUGGCCUGCAACACCAGCACGUCUCCCGGGCCACUUGAGGGUCCAUUGGUUUGUCUGUUUGCUUGUUUGUCCUGAAGCUUCACACCAAUGUCAGAGAGACACGCGUGUGCGGUGGAGUUGUCCUCGGACAGGAUGUACUGCGAGGCCAACAGGCUCAUGAAUUGAACUGAGCGAGGAGAAAGAGCGAGAGCUGUGCCAAAAA